AUGAAGUCGCAGAAGAUGCUGCGCGCCGCGGGCUGCUUCGCCGUGCUUCACUUCGCACUCGAAUCCGUUUCGGCUCAAAACUGCUACUAUCCCAACGGCGACGUCUCCCGAACUGAUGCCUCCUGCUCGGACGAUGGAGGUGCUUGUUGUCCGCUCGACUGGAUCUGCUUGAGCAAUGGGCUCUGCUGGCUCGAUGACUCCAAUGACUACUAUGGGAGGUACACCUGCACGGAUAGAAGCUGGGGCGACGACUGUCCGCAAUACUGUACCUCGAACAACACGGCUGCCGGUAAUGAAGCCAUUGUUCAGUGUGCAGAUGGAAGCUGGUGCUGCGACAAGAACAGAGAUCCUACCAAGGUCGACUGCUGUGACUGGGAUGAUAAGGAGACUAUCGACGUCGGGAAUCCCAUUCCUGUCACAAGGAUCGAGAGCACACCCACGGCGCCAUCCUCAGAUGCGCCUCCUACCACCACCAACAAGGCCGCCACGAGCGCCUCUGCCAGUGCUUCCACGACGUCUUCCAGCCAUUCCUCCUCCUCCUCCUCCUCCAUCACACCAACUUCUUCCACCUCCGAAUCUACAAUCACCACAACAGCCACUUCCUCCGACUCAGCCGGCGGCAUCGUGAUCAUCACCUCGAUUCUCACCACUCAGAUCCCCAUCAGCACCGGAAACGCCGACCCAUCAACCGCCGCACACCACGCCCCAUCCAACAACGGCAUCGUAAUCGGCCUCAGCGUCGCCAUCCCAGUCGCACUCCUCGCGCUCCUCCUCACAAUUUUCAUCCUCUGGCGUCGCAGAAAGCAAAAGCAGUACGCGCAACGCCAACCUCCCACUUCCGACUAUGCUCGCCACGACAUGAUCUCUGACAUGUACAGCCACUCCAAAACCGCCAACGAAAUCGACUCGUAUCCUGUUGCAGAUGUCUCCGGAGGCGGAGGAGGAAAAGAUCAGAGUCGCCCAAUUAGUGAACUCACGGGCUCGAGCCAUUUUUUUAUGACGCCGAAUAGUCCUGUGAGUACCACCACCAAAAACAGCAGCAGCAGCAACGGUAUCGUCAGUCCACCGGGGUAUAGUCCGAGUGUCGUCUACGGCGGUCCUGGAGACGGAGGAGGAACUACUCGAGGAGGAGGAGGAGGUGGUGGCUGCUGGACCACCAGCCCCCUUUUGCCAGGCGUAGCAGAGCAGCCUGAACCACAAGAGUUACCCGCGGAGGGAAAUUCUUCUUCUGCAGCAAGAAGAAGUGGUCUCGCGCAGCCUUCUCCAUUACCUGCAUUGCCCCAGCACCACCACCAACAAGGAUCCCAACCCAUGAUGCCGGAAGUGAAUCACGAUAUGGUGGGAGGCAGUAAUAAUACCACAUUCCAAUCCGGCCCGUACAGUCAAUUCUAUCAACCCUAUCGCCUCCCAACAGAAGCUCCGCCUGAGGUGGCGAAUGCAGCGGAAGCAGUAGGGACUGCUUCAGCGCAUCAACAACAGAUUCGAGCAGACCAUACCUCCUCGGCUAUGGGACAGAAGGAGGAAGAUGGUAGUAGCAGCAGUAGAAUGUUUGACGAGGAAAGAGGCAGAUUCAGUCCAGAUCCUCCACAGCCUGCUACUCAGGGAGGGUUGAGAGUAGUGAAUCAGUGA
Molecule: messenger RNA, 1629 nt
Organism: Sphaerulina musiva SO2202
Lineage: Eukaryota; Fungi; Ascomycota; Dothideomycetes; Mycosphaerellales; Mycosphaerellaceae
Exons: 2
Coding region: 1-1629 (542 amino acids)
Source: RefSeq, a predicted model, not a curated record